AUGACUCCUGGACUCGGCCCGACGCUAGCGGCCUGUAAGACACUAGGGAGCCAGCCUCUCGGCUCUCCUGGACAUUGCCUGGCAUAGAGCUGUGAAUUUGUGCACUGAUCGAUAUCGCAGUGCGCGCGCAGCAAGCAAACCGCAACCAAUUCACAACAGUCAGCACGCGCGCGCCCACCGCCGCGCCUUAGCUAGCGACUGCAAAGCUCAAGACCACUCACAGCACGCGUGCCCUCGGCGCGCCCUAAGCAAUCAAGGCUGCACAAAAAAAAUGUCAGCGAAAGCAGUAAGAGAACACUACGGCAAGACCUUACUGGCUCGUCAUUUAAGUGAGCACGGCGUCAAUGUGGACGCCCGCGGCUUCCUCGUGCGGACCGACGUAAAAGAAGCGUCGAGCGAGCACACCUGGACUAAUUUAUUAGACGAGAACCCCUGGGCCAAGACCACGAAACUCGUCGCGAAGCCCGACCAGUUGAUCAAGAGGAGGGGCAAGGCCGGUUUAGUAUAUGUCAACAAGACGAUAAGUGAAGUGCAAGGCUGGGUGGACAGCAAGUUAGGCCAAACUGUCACAGUAGAUAACGUCGAGGGCAUCUUGCACACGUUUCUGGUGGAGCCCUUCGUUCCUCAUCAACAAGAAGACGAGUUUUAUGUGGCUAUCACUUCAGAUAGAGAAGGUGAGACGUUGCUGUUUUGCCGGGACGGCGGCGUGGACGUCGGCGACGUCGACGCCAAGGCGUCUCGAUUAAAGUGCGGUUUGGACAACACGCCUACCCUACAAGAACUAGAACUAUUUGUGCAAGACGCACCGGUAACUCGACGGAAGCAACUCGCCCAAUUCUAUGGCGCUUUGUUAAAGUGCUACAGGGACCUCCACUUCACUCUGUUAGAAAUUAACCCCUUGGUCGUCGACGACGAGAAGGUAACACCGCUAGAUCUGGCCGCGAAGAUCGACGAAACCGCGCACUUCCUCUGCCAGAGCAAGUGGGGCCCGACCGAUUUACCCGCGCCGUUUGGUAGGCCCGAGUUCCCGGAAGAGGCCUAUAUUCGCUCGUUGGAUGCCAAGACCGGUGCUUCAUUAAAACUAACAAUCUUAAAUGUGACUGGUCGAGUGUGGACGCUCGUCGCGGGUGGUGGGGCUUCUGUGGUCUACGCCGAUACGAUAUGUGACCUGGGUUUUGCGCAUGAAUUGGCGAACUACGGGGAAUAUUCCGGUGCACCAACAGAUGAACAGACCUUCAAUUAUGCCAGAACCGUGCUAGGCUUGAUGACGCGUACGCGCAGGGACGACGGCAAAGUACUCAUAGUAGGCGGCGGCAUCGCGAACUUUACGGAUGUGGCCGCUACUUUUCGUGGGUUGGUCAAAGCUCUCAAAAUGUACCGUGAUGAGUUGUUAGCUGGAAAUAUCAAGAUAUAUAUCAGAAGGGCGGGCCCGAACUACCAGGAGGGCCUCAAGAUGAUGUUGAAAUUGAGGCAGGAGUCCGGGCUAUUUAUACGGGUGUUUGGGCCGGAGCAGGACGCCGUGAGCGUCUGCCCCUUGGCCCUCGGUCUCGUCCCGGAGGACUCGUUGCAGGACUUCGAUCCUGAUAGGAGAGAAGUGAAGGUCGACGAAAAGGCCAAAGUACAACCUCCUCCAGUACCUGGUUCACCGGUGCCGCGCUCGCCGCAACGGACCUUCUCGGCCGGCUCGCUGUCGUCUUUAUCACUGGACGCCAUGAGCCAGACGCAGUUCUCUGAUAAAACUAGAUGUAUUGUGUACGGGCUGCAAGCUAGGGCGGUGCAGGGCAUGCUGGACUUCGACUUCAUGUGUAAGCGGAAGAAGCCGUCGGUCGCGGCGAUGGUCUACCCGUUCCAAGGGGCUCAUUAUUCCAAGUUCUACUGGGGCACGGAGGAGACGUUGGUGCCCGUGUAUCCUUCCUUACAACAAGCUUGUAGUAAACAUCAGGACGCGUCGGUGUUGGUUAACUUCGCGUCGUACCGAAGCGUGUACGAUACGUGUAUCGAUGCGUUUGACCAUCCCCAGUUACGAACAUUAGCUAUCAUCGCCGAAGGCGUGCCGGAGAGGCAGACCAGGGAGAUCAUCGCGAGAGCCGCAGAAAAGCAGGUGGCGUUAAUAGGCCCAGCAACGGUAGGCGGCAUCAAGCCAGGCUGUUUCCGGAUCGGGAACACGGGCGGCAUGCUCGACAACAUCGUGCUGUCGAAAUUAUAUAGACCUGGGUCUGUCGGUUAUGUUUCUAAGAGCGGUGGCAUGUCGAACGAACUCAACAAUAUUAUCUGCAAGAAUUCGGACGGCGUCUGUGAAGGUGUGGCCAUCGGCGGCGACGCCUAUCCCGGGAGUCGCUUUGUCGACCACUUACUACGAUACGAAAACAAUGAAGACUGCAAGAUUUUAGUUUUAUUAGGUGAAGUAGGUGGUGCGGACGAGUACGACGUCUGCGAAGCGAUUACGUCCGGUCGCAUCACGAAACCAUUGAUAGCGUGGUGCAUCGGGACGUGUGCUUCGGCUUUUAGUUUUGAGGUGCAAUUCGGCCAUGCGGGCGCUUGUGCCCGCGGCCGCGGGGAAGAUGCUCGUUCUAAGAAUCAAGCUUUACUACAAGCGGGCGCCGUCGUCCCUCGGUCAUUUGCGGAGUUCGGCGAUGCUAUCAAGAAGGUCUACGAGGGAUUGGUAACAAAAGGUACUAUCAUACCUAAGCCCGAACCGGACAUCCCGAGGGUACCCCUCGACUACACGUGGGCUAAGAGGUUAGGAAUGGUUAGGAAGCCGGCCAAUUUUAUCUCUACCAUAUCAGAUGAUCGAGGGGAAGAGCUCAAGUACGCUGGCGUUCCCAUCUCUGAAGUCUUUGCCGAGAACUUAGGUGUGGGCGGCGUGCUAUGCUUACUAUGGUUCAAGAAGCGACUACCAGCUUAUGCUACUAAAUUUGUAGAAAUGGUGCUCAUGGUGACCGCGGACCACGGCCCAGCAGUAGCAGGUGCCCACAACACUAUUGUGGCGGCACGAGCCGGCAAGGACUUGGUGUCGUCAUUAGCGUCCGGGUUACUCACGGUAGGACCUCGCUUCGGCGGCGCCCUCGAUGGAGCGGCUCGCAUGAUGACCGACGCCCUGGAUCGGGGCAUCUCUCCAUUAGAUUUCGUGACCGAGUGCAAGAAGAAGAACAAGUUGAUCAUGGGUAUUGGUCAUAGAAUAAAAUCGCUGGAGAACCCUGAUAAACGAGUUUCGAUUAUUAAAGAGUAUGCUCUACAACAUUUCCCGAAGACGCCUACCCUCAACUUCGCUCUACAAGUGGAACAGAUAACAACUCAAAAAAGAUCGAACCUCAUACUGAAUGUCGAUGGCUGCAUCGCCGUUUGUUUUGUCGAUCUUCUUAGACAUUGUGGGGCGAUGAGCGUGGAGGAGGCCGACGAACUUAUUGGAGAUGGGUGUCUGAACGGGCUCUUUGUCUUAGGUCGGUCGAUCGGGUUCAUUGGGCAUCAUUUAGAUCAGAAGCGCCUGAAGCAGCCGUUGUAUCGGCACCCGUGGGACGACAUCUCGUACAUCUCCGACGACCUCUGA
Messenger RNA from Pelagomonas calceolata, 3547 nucleotides. NCBI's taxonomy places the organism in Eukaryota, Pelagophyceae, Pelagomonadales, Pelagomonadaceae. The record is from the annotation of a GenBank genome assembly.